CUGGUUUUGCGACUUUGCUGCUUGACGGCUGUAGCACCGCCCUCAGGUUGCCCGGGUUACGGUGGGCGCGCGUGGUCGGGAAAGGCCUGUCACCCUUGAAGAAUGGCAGAGGCAGUCUUCCGUGCCCCGAAGAGGAAAAGAAGAGUAUAUGAGAGUUACGAGUCACCACUGCCCAUCCCUUUUGGUCAGGACCAAGGUCCCAGGAAGGAAUUCCGAAUAUUCCGAGCUGAAAUGAUUAGCAACAAUGUGGUAGUCAGGGGCACAGAGGACAUGGAGCAGCUAUAUGGGAAGCUCACUGCUGAGGCCUUUGUUCACCGUGUGCAAGAUGGGAUGAGGCUUUUCAUACGCUGGGGUUACUUUGGAAAAGGCAUUCUUUCCAGAAGCCGUCCAAACUUCACAAUCUCCGAUUCUAAACUGGCUGCCAAAUGGAAAGGUAUGCAGACAGAUAUGCCUAUAAUCACCUCAGAGAAGUAUCGGCAUCGAGUGGAAUGGGCCAUGGAUUUCAUGCGUAGACAAGGCCAGGAUGAGAGCACUAUACAAAAGGUCUUGACAGACUACACAGAGCCACUUGAGCUCCCUGGCAUAAAGGGGAAAGAAGAGACCCCACAGCGUGACCCGCCCAACUCCGAGGCCAACUCCUCCCUGGAAGGAAGAGUGGGAAAGGACGCACUCUCUGUGACCACUAGAGCUGCUGGACAGUCAGAUGACCUGCAGGGUCUCAACACACACUCAGACUGCCUGCAGGAAGGGCCUAGCCAAGCCACACUCACGGUGGCUAGUCCGUCUGGCCUUAAUGGACAUGUGAUGGAAGACACCACAGUUCUGUCCCAGGUCCCCUGCCAUAGCCAUGAAGCCCUCAUUGCCCAGGAUGACCUUUGGCCUGCAGACAGCAGCCGGGCAGCAGGUGAGAAAAGGGCUGCCCACGAGUAUGUACUCGUGGAGGAAGAGCUGUGUGAUGUCCAGGAGGAGGACGAGGCCGCAGAUGAGAAGUUGCUGCAAAGAAAGAGACUGGUGUGCAGAAGAAAUCCAUACAGGAUCUUUGAGUAUCUGCAGCUCAGCCUGGAAGAGGCUUUCUUCCUGACGUACGCCCUGGGAUGUUUAAGUGUUUACUAUGAGAAGGAGCCUUUAACAAUAGCGAAGCUCUGGCAAGCCUUCACUGCAAUCCAGCCCACCUUCAGGACCACCUACAUGGCUUACCACUACUUCCGAAGCAAAGGCUGGGUGCCCAAAGUGGGGCUCAAGUACGGAACAGAUCUGUUGCUGUAUCGGAAAGGCCCUCCAUUUUACCACGCAAGCUAUUCUGUCAUCGUAGAGCUAGUCGACGACAACUUUGAGGGCUCCCUCCGCAGACCUUUCAGCUGGAAGUCACUGGCCGCCUUAAGCAGAGUCUCAGGCAACGUCUCUAAGGAGCUGAUGCUGUGCUACUUGAUUAAGCCCUCUACCAUGACUAAUGAAGACAUGGAAACCCCAGAAUGCAUGAAGAGGAUACAGGUUCAGGAGGUGAUUCUCAGCCGUUGGGUGUCUUCACGAGAGAGAAGUGACCAGGAUGAGCUUUGACCUUUCAACCUCAGAGUCCACAGUUCACAGAAGCAUGAGCAUGUUUGGGGGUCAAAGCCCCAUGUUCUUGUUGCUUUAAAUGAGAAAUCUACUCCUGUGGCUCAGCUCACCCAGGGACUUCAACCAGUAACCCAAAGGAUUGAAAAUCAAUGAUGGCCUGGGAGCCUUGAAAUACUGA
Messenger RNA from Mesocricetus auratus (golden hamster), 1735 nucleotides. It is a transcript of the gene Tsen2, whose product is annotated as tRNA splicing endonuclease subunit 2. Gene Ontology annotation, molecular function: nucleic acid binding; tRNA-intron lyase activity. Gene Ontology annotation, biological process: tRNA splicing, via endonucleolytic cleavage and ligation; tRNA-type intron splice site recognition and cleavage. Lineage: Eukaryota; Metazoa; Chordata; Mammalia; Rodentia; Cricetidae. The transcript has 13 exons. The record is from RefSeq and is a predicted model, not a curated record. Gene Ontology annotation, cellular component: tRNA-intron endonuclease complex. Bases 103 to 1557 code for a protein of 484 amino acids.